This is a messenger RNA of Dreissena polymorpha, 1859 nucleotides long. RefSeq names its product zinc finger protein ZPR1-like. The record is from RefSeq and is a predicted model, not a curated record. Gene Ontology annotation, cellular component: nucleus; cytoplasm. NCBI's taxonomy places the organism in Eukaryota, Metazoa, Mollusca, Bivalvia, Myida, Dreissenidae. Gene Ontology annotation, molecular function: zinc ion binding. The coding region runs from base 94 to 1404 and encodes 436 amino acids. The transcript is spliced from 14 exons.
AUUUUUCUUUUCAACACCGGUUAAAUAGCACGUUCUGGAAUUUCACAAUUUCACAACAACAACCGUAUUUGUUCAUUUUCUUUUCUAAUUAAAAUGGGAACAGGUGAACAGAAGCCAUUUUUCCGUGACAUAAACGCGGAUGAAUAUGAUCCUGAAGUAACCGAAAUGGAAAGUUUGUGUUUUUCCUGCGAAAAACAGGGCACCACAAGGCUUUUUCUGACAAAAAUACCCUUCUUCCGAGAAGUAAUUGUCUCCUCAUUUUCGUGUGACCAUUGUGGCAACUCCAACGCUGAGCUGCAGUCUGCCGGCAGGAUUCAGGACAAGGGUGUCAGAUACAGCGUCAACAUCCUCAACUCCAAGGACUUGAACAGACAGGUAGUUCAGGCACCUUCGGCCACAAUCUCCAUACCAGAGUUGGAGUUUGAAAAUCCUGCAAACAAAGGAGGUCUGACCACAGUUGAAGGAGUGAUUGGCCGAGCCAUUGAGGGUCUCAGUCAGGAUCAAGUACUUCGUAGGAUUCAGCACCCAGAAGUGGCGGAGAAGAUUGAUGAAUUCAUCAAGAAAUUGGAACAGCUCAAAACCUGUGAAACUCCCUUCCAUAUCAUUAUUGAUGAUCCAUCAGGAAACAGCUUCAUAGAGAACCCUCAUGCACCAAGCUCAGAUCCCCAGAUGAAGGUUACACACUACAAGAGAACCAGGGAACAGAAUGACACACUAUGUAUUGGAACAGAGGAAGAAGAAGAAGAGAAAGAACAGAUGGAUCCAAAAUUUAAUGCACAUGAUGAGGUGCUUGUGUUUCCCAGUAACUGUCCAGGCUGCAACUCACCCUGCCAGGUCAACAUGAAACUACUGGCUAUUCCCCAUUUCAAAGAAGUAGUGAUCAUGGCAUCCUCAUGUGAUGCUUGUGGUCUCCGGGACAGCGAAGUGAAGAGUGGAGGAGGGAUUGAGCCGAUGGGGCGUAAAAUCAGACUCAAGUUGACAGACGUCAGUGACCUGUCCAGGGAUGUUCUCAAGAGUGAGACAUGCUGUAUCAACAUCCCGGAGCUUGAGUUCUCCACUUCCAUGUCAGGAAGUGCUGGCAAGUUCUCCACCCUGGAAGGUUUACUGGGAGACCUCAUCACCCAGUUGAAGACAACGAACCCAUUCUACACUGGAGACAGCGGUCAGGAGGACAAACUGAGCCGCAUGACUGACUUCUGUGAUAUCCUGGAGAAGGUGAAGAAUGGUGAGAUGUUGGACGUGCACUUUGAGCUGGAUGACCCCACAGGAAACAGUUACUUGCAGAACCUGUAUGCGCCGGACGAUGAUCCCAAUAUGACCAUUGAGCUCUAUGAGCGCACGUUUGAGCAGAAUGAAGACCUUGGCAUCAACGACAUGAAAACAGAAAACUACGAACAGUCCUAGGCUAAACACUGAGACUGUUGGGGGGGGGGGGGGGGGGGGGCAGAGGAUUUUGUUCCUGUACCCGAUUGUUUUAGCAUGAUGAUUAUGUUCCCAAAUGGAAUUGGCUGUAUUAUUUAAAUUUACGUCUCACAUAACUUUCUGGUGUAAUGCAGUGUUUAUUAUAAUGCUUGAAAUUAAUGUAAUUUAAAUAACACACAAUGGAUAUUGUUGUCAUAAAGCUACUACCCUUGCUGUAAUUUAUAAAAUUGUGGGUUUCUCUUUUUGUUGAAAAUGUAUGGUUUGUGACAAAAUAUAUGUUGCUUUGUGCGAUAGUUGUUAGCGAAGGCAUUCACGUUUUUCUCGAGGAUAUCGUGGAAUAACGACCAUUUCUGAAAUGACAUGGAUAUGAUUCACGCUUUGUUUUAGGUUAGUUAAAAUCAUCACAGUUAACAAUAAAAAAAGUGCACAAAUCCCAA